AGUAUUACUUAUAAGAUAAUCAAAAAAUAUUGAUAACAACAUUUCAUAUAAAAGAACGCGACUCGUCUUGACCAUUGUAUCGAACAGUCACUUGGUCGACAACAACAAUGCGCGUCAUCAUCUUCCUAGCCCUUCUGGGCACCGCUCUCGCGGUCCCCAAGAGCAUCAGCCGUAUCGUCGGCGGCAGCCCGACCACCGUGCAGGAAUACCCGUACAUGUCCAAUAUGCAGUACGGUCUGUGGGGCAUUUGGUGGUACCAGGCCUGCGGCGGAUCUCUGCUGACCACAACCUCCGUGCUCUCUGCUGCUCACUGCUACUUCGGUGACAGUGCUUCGGAGUGGCGUGUGCGCCUGGGAACCUCUUUCGCGUCCAGCGGUGGCUCUGAGCACUCAGUGUCCCAGCUGGUCCUGCACCAGCAGUACAACCCCAACACCCUCGACCAUGAUAUCGCCAUUGUCCGUCUGGCCAACCCUGCCGUAUACUCCAACAGCGUCCAGCCCGCUAGCGUCGCCGGCAGCGCUUACAAUCUUCCUGACAACACCCUCGUCACCACCAUCGGAUGGGGAACAACCUCGAGCGGCGGCUCUGCCCCUGAGCAACUGCAGCACGUGGACAUCAACAUCAUCAACCAGCAGCUGUGUGCUGAGCGCUACGCCUACCUGAAGACCCAGCCCGGCUACCAAAACUGGCCUGACAUCACCGACAACAUGCUGUGCGCCGGUAUCUUAAACGUCGGAGGCAAGGACGCCUGCCAGGGAGACUCUGGCGGUCCCCUCGCUCACAACAAGAAUGUCAUCGUUGGUGUCGUCUCCUGGGGCUUCCAGUGCGCUGAUGCUUUCUACCCUGGUGUCAACGCUCGCGUCUCAAAAUACACCCAAUGGAUCUCCCAGAACGCCUAAUUAAAAGGCAUUUUAUGUGAUCCCAUGGAAAUAAGAAAUCUGAUUCUUAUGUCAGCUCAACUACCAAAACACAAUACGGGUUUCGCAAAAUAAAUUAUAAUUUUAAGGCUUAAAGAUUGUUUCCUUUGAAUAAUACCAGAUAAAAUAAACAAUUUUAACAUUUAA
Messenger RNA from Spodoptera frugiperda (fall armyworm), 1064 nucleotides. RefSeq names its product trypsin, alkaline C. Lineage: Eukaryota; Metazoa; Arthropoda; Insecta; Lepidoptera; Noctuidae. The transcript has 4 exons. Gene Ontology annotation, biological process: proteolysis. Gene Ontology annotation, molecular function: serine-type endopeptidase activity. The record is from RefSeq and is a predicted model, not a curated record. Bases 108 to 899 code for a protein of 263 amino acids.